Messenger RNA from Pseudomassariella vexata, 4994 nucleotides. RefSeq lists its product as uncharacterized. NCBI's taxonomy places the organism in Eukaryota, Fungi, Ascomycota, Sordariomycetes, Amphisphaeriales, Pseudomassariaceae. The record is from RefSeq and is a predicted model, not a curated record. Bases 118 to 4863 code for a protein of 1581 amino acids. The transcript has a single exon.
GCCGCAUCUUGUCUCAUAUGCAUUGCGAUACUAAGUGAUUGACUGACACUUUCCCCUUAGCCUGUGAACUCAGCCAACGCAAACCCCCACGCAUCAACUGCGGCCACGGCGGCAUUCAUGGCUUCCAGUCAGAAUCCGAACAGGACCCUGUCCUCAGCGGCAGCCGCUGCUGCGUUACGAGCCCGUCCCCAGACGCCCACCAAUGUCGCCGAAGUCCAGACAAAACGCACGAUGCGCCGUAGUCCAUCAGUAUCGUCCACUGGAAGUGCCGCUGGUCGUGGCAGAACUGGUCUGAGACUGGAACGACGAGGAAGCUCAGGUAGCAUGACGGAAAGGACAUUUCGAAGUCCGUCACCGCAUCGAGGCCAGCCAGGGCAAGAGCCGCAACAGCACCCGCCCGUUCCGACCAUUCCCGCCGGGCAUCGCAAAUCACCCAGUACCGGGUCUGCUGCGGUGGGCAUGCAGAAGUUCCGCACGGCAUCUCAAAAAAUGGAUGAGAGGCUGCCUUCCUGGUACACCCAUCCAACUGGAGACCUCAGAAAUAUUCGAAAAUCUGACGCACCUAUGAAUUCACUCUACACUCAGAAGCCGAGACCUGAAAGCAUUAAUUCCAUCCCUCCGAGACCUGAAAGCACAAGCUCAUCUGUCAACUUUUCAUAUCCGAGUCGCAUGCGCUCCCAAUCGCCACCUGCCUCUCCGUCCACUAGACACGACCCUCAAUGGAGCAGUCCACCCCCGCGCACUCCUGCGUCGCCGCUAAGAUCGAGCAGAGCCUCAGCGACUUUAUCUAUCAUGGGGAAACCAGAUGCGGCCAUGGUAUAUGAUCCAAACUCGCGGAGGAUGGUCCCUAGCGCAGAUCUAAUGAUCGUUGAACACCAGGCCAGAGAGGCUGCCAAUAAGCAGCCCAGCAAGAAGAAAAGGAGCCACGGUGGGAUGCAGCGAUCUGGCAGCGAUCUGGCUAGAGGGACAGUCGCAAGAUCGAGUGGCACCAUCGUUGAAGGUAUGGCGCAAGAGCGACAAUUGUCGCGACGAGAGUCACCUGUUACUACGCAACUGCAUGCGAAGCAAGAAUCGCAAGUCUUGAAGGAUGAGCCUGCAGUCAAGACUUUGAUCGCGUCGCCACCUGCCAAGGACCAGCGAAAUAUUAUGACAGCUCAAGAGCUACCGCAAGGAUUCAAGGAUACUAGCGUUCGGACACCGUCGCAUGCUGCUCAAGACGCCAAUGAGCGCAAUACCAGCCCUCUAUUUAGGAGUACCCUGGGGAAGCGCCCGUCCGUAGUGCGGGAAGACCCCGAAGAUGAUGACGAUGAGGAAGUUCCGCCACCUUUCGUGCCCUCGAGAGAGAUUCUUGAUGCUCUUGAUGCUGUGCCCACUAGGCAGAAUCUAUACAAUCAAUCUCCAGAGCGACGCGACGAAGACGGAAGCCCCGUCGCACAACACCGAAAGCAGCCGCUGCCAGCGUGGCAUGCGCACCAUGCCCAUUCUGAGCCUGUGGCAGAGGGUUCACCGGAAACGAAACCGGCUCUGGCGGAUAACAAGCCAGUGACUGGAUUGUCACGAGACGAGGACAGCAGUGUUUAUCGUUCGACUUCUAGCAGUCCCGCCCAUACGGCUCGAUUCGCCUUAACGACAUCGGAGAAGCUUGCUGUCAGGCAUACGCCUCCUCCAAGGUCAGCCUCGCCCAUCAAAUCGGCGCUGAAGCAGAGCAGUCCGUCUCCGCGAACCGCCUCUCCUGACAACGGCUCGGACAACACUAAACUUCGAGAAGUAUCUUCUGAAGUCGAACCUCCAAUUUCACGCAAAAAGUCAGUUCGCGUUAGUUUCGACGACCGGAGCACUGUAGUUGUGGGUGAAGCGGCGCAAAGUGAGGACGUCGAGUCACCCGCUGCGCCAAGUCCUCAACAGCACACCAAACGCCCUUGGUACAGCAACAUUGGGAGGAACAAGAAGAAGGACUUCGCCCUUGAAGAUGAUGAGGUGAUGAAGCCUCGCCCGGCUUUGCCUAGUUUUGGUAGUGUGCGGGAAAAGAAACGUGAAUCAGGUCUAGAAGAAAGGCCACUUGUCCGCCCUCAUGAUCCUUCGCACCCGCAAGCAGCACCCUCCCCCAAUGCUCCCCCGUACAGCCCUAACAAGGCUACCGUUCCUAGCCGAACAGACAUUUCAGCCAUGGGGAAAUCCAGCGACCAAGUAUUAGGGUCCGUUUUGGCGCAGGAUCAGGCUUCGCGCAACGAGGCUAAUAUCUCCAGGUUUAGAGAACCACUGCCACCUGUCGUUACUUCCCUCGAGGGUAAUGGCUACGUCUCAGACAACACCUUCAGCUCGGUCGAUAGUGAUGAGGAGCGUUACGAUAGUGUCCUUGGCGAUAGUGACGUCGAGGCCAUGCUCAGUACGCACAACACUCAAUCCACCCCGCCGGAAACCCUUGACAACUCUCAGAGCGGGUCCAUGAUGCUAGAAGAGAAGCCUACAAAGGAACAACCGCCCAAGGCAAUUGAGCUGCCAGCCAAUGAGGUUCCUACAGAAGUACCUACCAUUUCGGUUGUACAACCCAGUCCCGGUGUCAACGACUAUGCUAGGGAACCAAACAAACACUCGAAGCCCCAGUACUUUGAACUUCCUGGUGGGUUUCCAGAGGACGAGUCCGAAGCCAGCCCGUCACCUGCAGGUGGGGCGCAAAAGGGGGUUACAACUGGCGAUAGUGGUGCACCACCUACCGACAAUACAAUUUUUGAGCCAGAGGGCAAGAUUUUACCUUCGCAGGCUAGUUCGCUGCCGCAGACGACGUUGGCUACGACUCCCAGCUUGGCGAUCGUGGGCGAAAUGGCAGGAAAUGACACAGACUCGAAUACUAGCAUUUACAGCGAUGCCUACGAAGACCUGGUUGAGGCCGAACGCGAUGAUUUUAUGUCGUUGAAUGCCGUGGUCGAGAGUCCAGCUGAUAAAGCACAGCCAACACCCCCAACACCGCCUGCUGAACUGCCUCCGAACCAACCGCAAGAGGCUGGACGGUUGGAGUCGGAAGCAAAACCUCCGCUGCAGACUCAAGCUCAAGCCUCCGAAGCCUCUCACAACUCUCAAUUUCCGCCGUCUGAGUCAUCUGAACAGAAAGAAUGGGAGACCAUCAAGUCCUUCUGGCGCAGUCUUUCACAGGAGAAGAGACGCCAGCUUGAACGCGAAGCAUUCGAUGAGGGUGGCACCGAGGGUGAUAGAGACGAGGAUCUAGUGCCUGUGCGAAGAUUGAGCAGCCGAAAGAAGACAGCAGAAGAAAGGCAGGCAACGGCAGUUGCGGCUAAGGCCCGUGCUGAGCGUAUACCGAAGCCAGUGCAGCCAGUCAAUCAGGAUAGAGUCUACAUGAUCCAGCCUGGUGCAAAGGCGAACCACGAGCCUGUCGGCCCGACCACCAGUGGACGCAUGCGUACGUCGAUGCGUGAAGAACAGCCCGGCCAAUCUGCACGAGUAGCCAAGGCUGCACCUGGCGAAGUACAUCUGCGCAAGUCUAUGAGACCCAAUGCAGCAACCGAUGCUGUUGAUCAACAUAAGCAGCCUGUAACUUCGCUGGCUACUCAACCAGCGCCUCCGCCGAAGCCUAACACGAGACUUCAAAAUGCGCAAAUUCAUAGAAGAGACGCGGAUUUUGAUGUGGCCCUGGCGGCGGGAAAUGCCUUUUCUCACAACCCGAAUCCUGCUCUGGAUUUGCGAGGUUCUGAUCUUAGCGACAGCAGCUUCAAACGCAAACGUACCGGUCCCUCCGAGGGUUCUGGUUUUCGCAGCACAAUGCGCCAGACAUCUCCCGACGCGACCCAAGAAACCCGUCGGUUUAGUUUACGCUCCUUGUCUCCCGGCGGUUCUCCUUUCCGCCGCCCUUCGCGUACCGUCAAGAGUGGACCUCCGGUUAGUACCCCGAUUCCGACGUCAAUGCGCCGUACUCUCCGCUCCGGCAGUGAGUCGAGCCGAGAACGGGGGACCGAAGGAAGGCGAACCUCUAUGUUCUCGUCGUUUGGUCGCUCCAGUAAGAUAUCAGACUCCAGACAAUCAAAUCAUGGAAGCCGUCUCGGCGACUCUAGCGAGGACGACGAGCCUGCUGCAUCAGCAUUUCGCAGCCGCUAUGAGGACUCCAGUAGUGAUGAUGCAGACAUGGAGAUUGGUGUCAUGCCGAUUGCUCCGCCUCCGAAGAGCACCAUGAGAAGCUCGACUGCAGCGGCUAACUUUUUCAAGAAAUCAGCGACUGUGCCUGAAGAGGAAGAAGACUCACCUGAAUUACCCGACUCCGAUGAUGAGAUGCCAAGCCCACUCCAUAGUCCUCAGAGAGUGUUUCGUCCUACUACGCGGUUGAGCUCAGGCAUCGGCACGUCGACACUUCAGCGAAGGCAGUCUGAACGAGAAUCACUUGUGAGGGCGCCUAUCACGCCCGCCAUCACGGCUGGUAAAACCCGAAACUCACUCAUGGGAAGCAUCCUGCGACGCAACAAGAAAGCUGACCACGACGCUAAGAUUCAGCGGUCCGAGUUGAUGGAGAGUGCUGCGCGACAAGACACCAAGCUCGAGCGUAACGACAGCCAGCUGCGUAGUAUUCGACGAGACUCACAGUCUAGCAGCCCCAAGUUGCGGAAGCGAAAACCCAUGGCGCGAGGGAGCAGCUGGCCGCUGCCGGAGCCCGAUCAAGAACGACCUAGCACGGCUGGUGGGUUCGCGAAUGGCGGUGUCGAUGCCACACGGCCGACCUUCAGUAGCCAGAGGAACACGAGUCUCAAUGUGCCUGCUACCACGGGCCUAGAUGCCACCGACACCGGGGAAAGCGAUGCGGGAGUGCCUAAGAAGAAGAAGUUCAUGCGCUUGAGAAAAAUGUUCAGACUGGACGAUUAGAGUGCGCCCAUCCCUGCUUCAGACCGGAAAACACACGUCCAUUCUUCUGGCGUUGGUCUUCAAGGAAUUCGGACGGGGCAGCGACCGAAAGGACGGAUCCUCGUCAAACGCAAUUUGAACGAGUCGAGGCU